Molecule: messenger RNA, 1461 nt
Organism: Dracunculus medinensis (Guinea worm)
Lineage: Eukaryota; Metazoa; Nematoda; Chromadorea; Rhabditida; Dracunculidae
Source: the annotation of a GenBank genome assembly
AUGAUUAUAAACAAAGCACUUUCAUUUUCAAACAUAUUAUUAGAAAGUAUACGGUGGCAAAAAUUAUCAAUAACUAUAUUUUGGUUCAUGCUAAUGGCUGCAAUAAUGGGUAUCAGCGAAUCAGUGAAAUGCCUCGAUUGUAUCGGAAAGGAUUGUAUGGGAGCGUUUUGUGAGGGAGAUUAUUGCCUAUUAGGAACUUAUGCACCUCGAUGGGGUACAAUAGAAUGGGGCGAACCAAGAAUUGUUAAGGGAUGUAUUAGUGGUAAAAUGUUGGAAAAUGAUAUAAGGAGCCAUUGCGAGUCAGCAGAUGAAGAUGGUGAAGAUCUCUUCACAUGCUUUUGUGAUAAAGACUACUGCAAUAAUGAUAAAGCCGUUAGACGACUCGAAAUUACACCAGUAAAUUUGGUAACCUGCGUAUGCAGUGGUGCGCAUUGUAAAGGCAAUACGUGCAUAGGUGAGAUGUGCUCAUAUGUCGUUAACCAUCGCACGAAAAAGUCGGAACAAGGAUGUGUUAACGCUUCAGUGCCAUUAAUCGAGAGGAGGUCAAUGGGUUCAUGCAUGAUUCCGCCGAUUACCGGAGCUAUGCAUCAUACUGUGUCAAAGGAUCCUCAUGCUCUUUUGGCAACAGAGUCUUGCGUUUGUGGUACGGACUACUGUAACAGUGAAAAGCCUGAAGUUACCAUUCCGGAAAAAAUGAAAUGCAAAACAUUUGUUACUUUAGAAGCUAUGGGAACAACCGUGACUUCGAAGAAUACAACAUGCACGGGUGAAUUUUGCUUUAAAGCAAUUAUUAAAAGUAAAAUUGGCCACAUGACGGAAUAUAAGACAAUGGGUUGUGCAUCUUUUCUUGACGGCGCUGAAUUAGCCGAAGAAUUACAACCAGUUGGAUGUGCGAAAUUCGAUUCUGAAAAAGUUGAUGUUGAAACGUGUUUUCAGACCAAUGAUAAAAGAGCUAUAGGGCGAGCUCGAGCUAAUCAAGAAUCAGUGAUUCCACGAAAGUCUAAAUCUGGUUCACGCAAACAACCGCAGAAAACAGAAAAACGGCCUCCUCUCAAACCGAAAAUGGAAGUAGAAUAUGAGGAUGAAGAGGAACAAGAAGAAAAUGAAGAUGAGGAGAACGAAGAAAACGAAAAACAAGAGGCAGAAGUGAAAGAGGAAAGUGGCGAGGAUCAAAAUGAAGAAGAGGAAAAAGAAGAAGAAGAAGAAAAGGAGGAAAAAAAUGACGACAGUAAAGUGGGAAAAAAUAAUAAAAAUAAUAAAGUCGAGGUAGUCGAGUCAUCGACAGCAGAUUUCAUAUUCGAACGACCAACGGAACCGCCAAUACCUGACGAUUCAAAUGUGACACUCGUAACCGUUUUUGUCCUUUUAAUUAUACUGAUUUUGGUGACUGGAGCUAUAUGGAAAUUUAAACUGCACCAACGAUUGUUUCGUUCGAGUUAUGAUACAGUUGCUGGGGGUUGA